AUGUCCACGCCCGCAUUUAAUCCUGGGAAUCUUCCACACAACACAAUUCAUCUUGAUGAUCCCGAUGAAUUGGGGGGCAUCUGGAAGCAUCGUACUGGCGUGUACGAACUUGAGAUCACGUACCGCCAGCCACACCAGGGGCCGAUAUUGAUCCGUCGUCUGCGCGAUAUCGCGACCGGCAAGCUGAAGAACGAAGUGGCCUGGCUCACAAGAGAAGGUCUUUACAUAGACAAGAUUACUGCGGAGCGAGUCUCCAGAUACUCCCGAAGCGCCUGGUACAAGCUGGAGGAGCAAGUUGGGCCAUACGACCCAGAAAAGGCACGUUCUGUAGGAGGCCCUUCGGUCGCGUUCAUUUUCGCAGAGGGCAAAAUUAUGUUAAGUUGGAAACCUCAUUUGGAUAAAGAAUCCUCGUUCAAACCUUGGCACCUGCUUGAGCGACCCGAUCUUCCUUCCAGCGAGGCACCUACUAUUAGAGUAUUGUCCUGA
Colletotrichum paranaense is the source of this 486-nucleotide messenger RNA. RefSeq lists its product as uncharacterized. The transcript has a single exon. Lineage: Eukaryota; Fungi; Ascomycota; Sordariomycetes; Glomerellales; Glomerellaceae. The coding region runs from base 1 to 486 and encodes 161 amino acids. The record is from RefSeq and is a predicted model, not a curated record.